Messenger RNA from Culex pipiens pallens (northern house mosquito), 3836 nucleotides. RefSeq names its product inner nuclear membrane protein Man1 (gene MAN1). Gene Ontology annotation, cellular component: nuclear inner membrane. The coding region runs from base 469 to 3249 and encodes 926 amino acids. Lineage: Eukaryota; Metazoa; Arthropoda; Insecta; Diptera; Culicidae. Gene Ontology annotation, biological process: negative regulation of BMP signaling pathway; nuclear envelope organization. The record is from RefSeq and is a predicted model, not a curated record. The transcript has 4 exons. Gene Ontology annotation, molecular function: chromatin DNA binding.
CUUUGACAGCGCAACAUUUUCGUCCGCGGCGCGCGAGUGUUUUUGCUUCUCGGCCGGAGAGUGGAUAAAAUUGGCCAUUUUUCGCGUGGAACCGGUUCUCGCGACGGGCCGGAACUGCUUUCGGCGGGUGCACCGACCAGUGCGGCAUCGAUUACGGCCGGAGACGGUGCCGGAAGGGGCGCAAAAAGAGGCGAAAUUUGAAGAGAGUUCUGGCAAUCCUGCCAUCGUACUACCGACCGAACCUCGACCUGAGGACUGGCGCCAGAGGUUGAGCAUCGUCGUCGUCGUCGUCUUCGUUGCUUGCGGUCCUGUUUGUGUGUGUCUGUUCGUGUGCGGCGCGGGUGAAUUCCUUCCCUUGAAUCAUCGACGGAAAAAGAUUUUGUGUUUGUUUGUUUGCGCUACCAACGCGUACGCGGCGGCGACCACGACCAGCAGUGAGUUGUGUGUUCCGAGCAGUGACCAACAACAAUGACCAGCCGGAUGGACAACCUGGACCUGCUGUCGGACGACGAGCUGCGGCUGCGGCUGAUGCAGUACGGCUUCCAGAACUUGCCCAUCACCAGCAACACCCGCAAGCUGUUGAUCAAGAAGCUGCGCAAUCACAUGGAGUCGGAAAAGGGCAAGCUGCGGCGGGAAACCAGCUACGCGACACGUCGAAGUCCCUACUCUCCAUCAACUACUCUUGGAAUCUGCCCCAACAAUCAUCCGGACCCGACGCUACAGCUAUCCGACGGCGAACUUCGCCAACGACUGGCUCGUUACGGGCUCUAUCCAAAUAUCCCCAUCACCGGGAGCACCCGCAAGUUACUGCUCAAGAAGCUACUGGCCCGCAUGAAGUCGGAGCUGCACCAAGAGACGAUCAGGGCCUCGCGAUACUCAUCCGGCGAAGAAUCCGACGGUGGCGCAGAACGACGCGGUUCCGGACGGCGGGCUACCACGUCUGCCACAGUGAACUCUAGAAUGACGAUGCCACCGCCACCGGCCAGACCGGUCGUCAGCAACAGCAGCAGCUCCAAGCGAACCUCAGCCAUAUCAAGCAGCAGCAGUCCAAUCAACAACAACAACAAUGUAAACAGCUACAGCAGCACCAACAACAACAACAACCACAACAAGUCGCUUUCGCCGGGCUCGAGCAGAAGUUCCGUGUACAUUUCGCCGGUCAUUAUCAACGACAGCGAGGAGGAGGAUUACCUGCGACCGACGGCCGGACGAGUGUUCGGCACGUCCACCCCGUCGUCAGCCAGCGCGCUGUUCCGCCGCACGACAGCCGGCGGCGCCUACUCGUCAACGCCCCAAGCCCGGAACACGGCAAACGCCGGCCACACGCCGCCCGCUUCAAGCAGCUUCGGCAACCACAAAUCGUACCUUCGACACAACAACGGAGCGGAAGCGCUCAACGAAUCGACCAACUCGAACGGCAGCGCCUCGUCCGAAACGAGCGCGUCGUCGUCGCCCUUUGUGAGCGAGUACACCAAGCGGUUGCUGCAGCUGCGCGGCGAGACCGUGUCCCACGAGAGCUACAACAGCGCCAUCAGCAGUGCCAUCGCGGCGGCCAGUUCCCCUGGAAGUUCCGGGGGCGGCAGCAAUCUCAACCUGAACCACAGCGGAGCGCCGAUCAGUGGGAAUCACUUUCGCAGUCGGUACAGCGUGUUUCCGAGGUAUGCGAGCGAUGGGGGUGGUUCCGGCGGUGGGGGAACCUCGAGUGGCAUCAACGAGAACGAUAUCGUGACGCAUGCCGUGCCGAGUCCGGAUCCGCCGCAGAUUCCGUUGCGAGCGGCGCUAGGGAAUUUGUUUGCCAAGCUGGACGAGCACUACGGCUUCAAGCAGACGUUCAUCCCGUGCGCGCUGCUGUGUCUGUUUGUCGCGUUUCUGGUGUUUGUGGCGUUCAUGUACAUGACGAUAAGUACGGACAUUGCGAGCACGCUCGGGACGAUUGACACCAAGUACGACCUUUGUGAAGGACCGGCCCAAGAUCGGGGUCGCUGCGUGGUUCAGUCGGACAUUGAACCCGCGCUGGAGCUGUUGAAACGGGUGGGAACUGAGUUGAAGGCACGGGUUGAGCACAGCAAGUGUGUCGACACUAGCGUGACCAGCUACUGGAUGAGUGCGGACGAAGUGAUUCGGCUGGCCAAGGAGCACGAGCCGAGCCUGCUAGUUCCGCAGGCGGUGAAGCACCUGCACACGAUGGAGUAUCUGAUUGGACAAAAUCCUCAGUGGAGGAUUAAUCACUGCGACCAGGACGGGAACGAGAUUGGGUUCGACGAAGUGCUGAGAAGGCGGGCGGCCAAGACCAACUAUUUCGCGAUCUUGAAGCCUAAACUCCCUUUCACCUGCAUGCUCUACAACAAGUUCCACACCUUCUUCGUGAUUGUUGGCGUGCUUGGGCUGGUCGGGAUCAUCGCGUACCUGGUCAACUACUUCCUCAAGUUUGUGCUGUACGUGAAGCAGAAGCGAAAGGAUCAGGUGAACGCGUUGAUCAGUGAAAUCAUUCAAGCGGUCAGCCAAGCUGCGGCCUCCGCCGGCGGAAGUGAAUCAUCCGACGAGGGCGGUCUCGUAGUCGUGAACCAUCUCCGGGAUCGUCUGAUCGCCCCGGACAACCGCAAAAAGAUGGAAUGGGCCUGGCUGGAGGCGUUGCAAUUCCUCGAACAGCACGAGAGCCGAAUCCAGUUCGAAGUCGGCAAUCGCGGCGGCGAAGACUUCAAGAUGAUGCGCUGGACCGACUCGGCCCCCCUCCCGACCUCCACGCGGUCCGUCCCCGGCGGUGCCAAAAAGUGGCAAAGUCCUGCCUUUGACAAUACCAACAAAAUCCCCGACCCACCAACGCCCUGCCUCAAGAUCCGCCAGAUGUUCGACAAGUACGAGGUGAACGACCCGAACCUCCGCACCAUCGUCCAGGACGCCAUCCUGGAGAAGGUCGGCGCGCGGUGCAAAAUCUACGACAUCCAGCUGGACCGGAGCACGUGCUGCGUGUACGUGCGCUGCGCCACCUCCCAGGACGCCGGAAUCGUCCACGACGAAAUCAACGGCUGGUGGUUCGACAACCGGCUCGUCUCGAUCAAAUUCCUCCGGCUGGAGCGCUACCUGUCGCGGUUCCCGCGCGCCCUCGCCGGGCCCGCCUGUCUCAAGCCGUCGAAUCGUCACAACAGCUCAAUGCCGGCGGCAGGACCCGGAGCCAAUCCGCUGGAACGGGAAGACGACGAGGACGUCGAGGCCGAAGAGGACGAGCUGGACCAGGAGCUGGAGUGCUAAUCUUUCGUGUUUAGUUUUGCGCGUGUGUGUAUUUUAUUGAUUUGAAAUGUUUAUUUUUUUUAUACUUUCCCUAGACCUAAAUAUUAAUUGCAUUAAAUUAACGCCCGGCUGCUUAUUUCGUUGCGUUUGUAAGUUAGAGCAAACUUCGUUCAGUAAACGAGAGCGUUUUUAUUAAAAUUAUUAACCUUAAGAGAUUGACGUUAACGUUACAAAUCAGAGAUAAUAAAAAAGCAUAACUUUGUUGGUUAAAAAUUGCACUGUUGAAAUGUAUUUUUUAGAAACACUCCCCAUCGUAAAAUAUAGGGAGCAAAAUAACAAUAUCGCAAAAUCGUAUCAUUUUUCGUCGAGUGCAAGAGUCUGUAACGCUGUACUUUGAGAAAAAAAUAUGAGAAAAGAGACAGAAUUAAACCUGCGGAAAAGAGUAAUAGUAUCAAUAACAUUUAGCUGAUCACAACAACAACAAAACGGCAGAUGUCUAGCAACUAAAACAAAAUCUGAAACUUAUUUAGUGUAAGGUAAAAAAAAACGUUGUAAAAUAAACAAAUUUGAAACGAGACAGAAAUAAAUGGUAAAUUUUUAAUAAUAAA